GGACGUGGCAGUCCUCGCUGCUCCUGCGUGGAAGUUGCGGUGAACCGGUCCGUGGAGAGUGGUUUCCUCUCGUUCUCGCCGUGUUUAAUAUACGUAUUAACUCUUAUAGGGUCUGACAUUCUCGGCCAAUUAUGGGGCUCACCAUCUCGUCCAUCUUCGGCCGGCUCUUCGGCAAAAAACAGAUGCGGAUUCUGAUGGUUGGGCUGGAUGCUGCUGGAAAAACAACUAUCUUAUACAAACUGAAGCUCGGUGAAAUUGUAACCACUAUUCCAACUAUAGGUUUCAAUGUGGAGACCGUUGAAUAUAAAAAUAUCAGUUUCACUGUGUGGGACGUGGGUGGUCAGGACAAGAUCAGACCUCUGUGGAGGCAUUACUUCCAGAACACGCAGGGCCUCAUCUUUGUAGUGGACAGUAAUGACAGAGAACGAGUGGCUGAGUCUGCAGAGGAGCUGUCAAAGAUGUUGCUGGAAGAUGAACUGAAAGAUGCCGUUUUACUGGUAUUUGCUAACAAGCAGGACCUUCCUAACGCCUUAUCGGUCAGUGAAUUGACAGACAAGCUUGGCCUGCAGGCCCUCCGCAACAAAACUUGGCACAUCGAGUCUACCUGUGCCACCCAGGGCACUGGGCUCUAUGAGGGACUUGACUGGCUAUCCAAAGAGUUGUCCAAGAACUAAUGAAGGAUCAGCUGAACGGAGAAGGGAGACUGAACACCACAGGAGAAGAGGCACAGUUAUUCAAAGAAGAAACCUUUGGUCUUCCAGUGUUCAUGUUCAUAAAAAAAGGACGGGUCUGGUGGGCAAUAUAAUCAACUAUGACAACCUUUUAAUAUCUUUUCUUUUUUCUUAUAUUCACAGUAUUUCAUUGUUUAUAUGCUGAUUCUGUGUCUGCUUCACUCCCUAUGUUGCCAUGUAUUUAUACUUUCAGUUGAUAAGCAAAUGAGAAGAAAAUCUAUAACUGUUGAAGAUUCCUUAAACCUUCCUCAAGUUGGGGUUGGGGGGCAUGACAAUAUGACCCCAGAGCUUUGGUGAAGGACUCUGUAAGCUGUUGAUCUCCAUGGCCCCCUGUGGAUAUUUGACUCCCUCACUCACCUGACCCUGAGCUCUUCACUGCCACUGCUUCAAUCCUGGGCCAGCUUACUUUGUCAAGGCUUGCAAAGGGAGCUGGAAGAGGAUUGUAGACAUGUCUUUGUUGUGCUGUAGUGGGUGCAACAAAACUUACAAAAGCGUGGAGUUGCAUGCCUCCAAAAAAAACAAGGAACUGUGUGCCUUGCGCUCUUUAUUUUGCACAAAUCUCAGCUAUCCAUUUGUUAGCCCUUUACAAGGUCAUGUUCCUGCUUAGGAUGCUUCUGUGUCUUUAUGCUUUCGCAAGAUAAAAUUAAGUAAUAAGACUUUGUUUUGUGCUGAUUUGUAUGCUAUGCUGCAGCAGAACCACACCACUGUGAGUUGCUUUCAUACAACUUGAUUUUACUGUUUGAACUUGAUCUUUUAUGAAUAUUUCUUCACUCUCCUUGUCGGCCAUUAUCAUAAUCACUAAGAAAAGAAGGAUUAUUGAAUAAAAGGUUCUAGUCUUUUUCUUCACAGGGAGUCGUUUAGCCUUAAAGAAAGAAGGAAGGAAGCAUUUUCUAAGAGUUGACAAACGGCCAAAUACAUUGCAACACAGUGAGGUAGCAUUUUUUUUUUUUUUUUAAUUUUAUUUUUUUUGUUCUUUGGUCACCAGUGUUUUGUUGGGCUGUUUGGCAAAUUUCAUCUUAAUUGUUUGACAGCUACAGAAAUACACAUUUGUACAUUCCAACUUGUGCUUUCAAAUGCUGAAGCUGCAUUAAAAAAGUUUGCUAACAGUGUUUUACAAAAAAAAUAAAAAGAAGGUACAAAAUAAAACCAGCAUUAAAGUAA
Molecule: messenger RNA, 1892 nt
Organism: Cololabis saira (Pacific saury)
Lineage: Eukaryota; Metazoa; Chordata; Actinopteri; Beloniformes; Belonidae
Product: ADP-ribosylation factor 4-like
Exons: 6
Coding region: 132-674 (180 amino acids)
Biological process (GO): vesicle-mediated transport; intracellular protein transport
Cellular component (GO): plasma membrane; cytoplasm
Molecular function (GO): GTPase activity; GTP binding
Source: RefSeq, a predicted model, not a curated record